Molecule: messenger RNA, 766 nt
Organism: Porites evermanni
Lineage: Eukaryota; Metazoa; Cnidaria; Anthozoa; Scleractinia; Poritidae
Source: the annotation of a GenBank genome assembly
AUGAAUUUUUCUCUCAUGUUUUGUUUGAUCGUCACUGCAGCUUUCACAACCGCGGAAAACUUUAGAUAUGCGUACAUGGUGAAUAAGGAAAAUAGGCGCUUAGCAAGACAAGCAGUCAAGAAAAUCGAUUCACCCAGUCUGUUGUCAUGCAGUCAGGCAUGUUUAAGACAUUCCUGGUGUACGUCUACUAACUUCAGAGAGUCCUUUGGGAAGCGAUUGGGUACUGGCUAUUGUGAACUGCAUAAGUAUGUGUUUUUAACGAUUCACGAUGACACCGCAGUCUUACUGAUCAACCUGGCUCCACUUUUUCAAUGUUUCUUAAGGUAGGACAACAGUUUACUAUCUGCUUUUAAGUAACAUGAAAGAGCCCAGUUUAAUUUAGCUGAUUCUAAUAUUUAAUAUAUCAUCAGUCCUGUGUAAAAUAUUUGGCAAUGAAAGAUUUCGCUAAAAUUUUGCUUAAAAACAUUCAAGAAAUACUAAAAAAAAAACGUUAAAAAAGAUGAAGACGUUUCGACUUCUCGGACGCGGACCUCAUUGUAACGUCGUCUUAUUUUAAAGGUUUUUUUAAUAUUUCUUAAAAAUGUUUUUAAACAAAAUAUUAUGGACAUUUUUUAUUGCAGCUAAAGCAUUUUCUUUUGCUAUAGCAGAAGCGGGCGUAGAAGGAAGCUGGGAAAAAAAGGACGAAAGGCAGCAGCUGUUAGUGGGUACAGGUUUUAGCAUAUCGCGGUAAAGUGUAUAUGUAUGUAUUUUCUUCAGGGCUGUCUAA